AUGGUUUCGUCCAACAAACACUGGCCUAGCAUGUUCAAGAGGCCCAAUUAUGAGAAUUCGCAACAUCGCGUCAACUCCUUUCUCACUGGUGUUCAUAAGGAGGAGAGAACUUCACAACCACCAAGGCCAAGAUGGACUCCAAGACCACAGCAAGUCCAAAUUCUUGAAGAUAUCUUCAACUCAGGGAUGAUGAGUCCUCCAAAGGAAGAAAUCAAGAAAAUUCGUGAACGGUUACUAGAAUAUGGUCCAGUUGGUCAUGUUAAUGUUUUCUACUGGUUUCAAAAUCGCAAAGCAAGGAAACUUAAACAAACAAAACCCAAAAAUAUGAAUCCAAGAAAAAGAAAAUCCAAAAAAACUCAAAAUGCAUCCUCAUCAUCUUCCCCUCAUGCAUCUUCCAAUGAAAUAGUGGUACCUAAUAAUAUUGAAUUACCUACUACUAAUAAUGAGGUGGUUAAUUUGACUAAUGAUUCCCCUAAUGAUACAAUCUUUGGAGACCAAAACCUAGGUAUUGAUGAUUUUGACAUUCCCAUUGAAACUGAUUUUUUACUAUCUACACCCCCUUUGUUCUCUUUCCCUAGUGAGUUCUCUAAUAUGACUCAGCAGUUGCCUCAACAAAAUGUUGAUGUCAACCCUAAUUUGCUUAUUCAUGAGAUCUUCAUGAACUGUGCAAAUGGAAUCCCAAUGAAUGAGCAGUAUGAUCAAGGGAAUAUCCAAGAUCAUGAAGCUGCAAUGAAUAUCAUGCAACAACAAGAAGAAGAUCCACAACUGAUGAGUUUAUGUGUGACUUCAAAUUUACUCAAUGAUGAUGAUAUAGCUCUUCCUCCUCUUCCUCCCAUUAUCAUUGAUGCACCUGUUGUUGAUCCAUUCUCCAUCACUCAAUUUCAAGGUGUGACUUCAAAUUCACUCAAUGAUGAUUCAACUCUUCCUUCCAUUGUCUUUGAUGCACCUGAUAUUGAUCCAUUCUCCCUUACUCAAUUUCAAGAUGUUGGUGAGCCGGAUCAUUUUAUGGCAAAAUGUACUGUGAGUAUUAACAAUUAUAUAAUUGACGUUGAUGUGGGCCCCUUCAACAUCCGUCAAAUUUUUGGAGAUGAAGCUAUUCUUGUUGAUUCCUCCGGCCAGCUUGUUCUCACCGACGAGUGGGGUGUAACUCUUGAGUCACUCCAACAUGGUGGUUCUUAUUUUCUGGUUUGA
Molecule: messenger RNA, 1191 nt
Organism: Trifolium pratense (red clover)
Lineage: Eukaryota; Viridiplantae; Streptophyta; Magnoliopsida; Fabales; Fabaceae
Product: WUSCHEL-related homeobox 8-like
Exons: 5
Coding region: 1-1191 (396 amino acids)
Biological process (GO): regulation of developmental process
Molecular function (GO): DNA-binding transcription factor activity; DNA binding
Source: RefSeq, a predicted model, not a curated record